CAAGCGACACUUUUAUUAUCCCAAUCUCUCCAUUCCCUCACACACACACACACACACACACACACCAAAAGACUCCAUUGUCACCACCCCACACACAUACACACAGCCGUCACGCGUCAUGCCCACGCAUCAAACUCAUGUUUCCAUCUUGAUGUCCGUCCAUUCCCCACCAGCCCACCCACUCGAGACACACGCACACACACACACACACACACACGACGCAAAAACUCAGCCACUCUCCCUCCCUCAUGGCAUCCCGGCACACACACGAACACACACAGAGUCAAAAAUCUCUCAUCCCUCAGCCUAUCCAAUCAACCGCCAGGCAGCGACAUACACAUCAAGAAAGAAGGACAAGGAAGGAGGGGCACGUGCGAUGGAUGGUGCGCUCGGCCGAGACGAAAAAUGGAGGGACCAUGUGCCGUAUGUCAUGUCAGCACAUGGAAGGAGCGCUCAGGACAGAAAGGUCGAGACGCGCCCAUUCGUUCUCUCAUCGCACACAUACCAACCAGACACCAACGAAGCGUUAGGCUAGUCACUGAACGUGAACCAUUGCAAGAAGCACACCCACCCGGGACACGCACCCACACAACUAACUGCAAAAUCGAUACAUGCAUAGGAUAAAAACACCCCCAGGCCUGCCCCAACGAUCCCUCCCGUCACUCCCUCCCUCACCCUGCCGCAGCAGUGGCUCUCUCACCGUCGCCGCCCCCAAUCGACCCGUGACGAAUUCGCAUCAUCCUGUCCACCGUCACAGCCACCUCCCCGUCAUCCCCACCCCCAUGGCCACCGCCCUCAUGGCCAUGCAGGGCCAGCGAUGACUCCUGCUGGCCGCCCUCACCAAACUGGAAAUCGACCGCAAAACCCUCCUGCAGCCUCUCCUCCUUCCUGCCGGGCUCCUCUGCCGCUUGCUCUCGUCCUCUGCCCAGGAGUGCGUCCUUCUGCUCAUCACUGAGGAUCCGCAAUGUCCCUGGCUCGCUCAUCUCCUCGUCAGCCAGCGUCAGCGGCCCUAUCGCAACCCUCUCGAGGGCCCUGACGUCCACACCGAUGCCCUCAAACAGAAUCCGCACUAUGUAGCCCGCCCGGUCGCUGUCGAACCCAUUCACCCGCACCAAGGGUGAGGAUCGCGAGCAGUGGGAUGGGUGGGCGAAGCGGCCAAGCCGUGCUGAGGCGACUUCGUGGUUGGGGAUGAGGGAGUCGCGACCGCCUGUGUCGCCCUGCCACGCCUGUGAGACGGGCCACGGCUCUGCUGGAGGGGAGGGGGAGGGGGAGGUGGAGGUAGGGGCGGGGUCGUCCUGUUGCGUCUCGUCAGACGGCCACCACACCUCUGCUGCCGUCUUGACCGGCGGCCUGCAUACACACAGCCGCACAGCACAGAGAGACAGAGAGAGAGAGCAUCACCAGACUGACCAACGAUUUAGCUUCCUUCUUGUUCGUUCACCUCACCUGGUGGGUUGGUCCGCCCAUAAGAGCUUCACGCCAUCCUUGAGUCGCUUCGCCUGUGCGUAGGUCAUGGGCUGCUUCGGUGUCACCCGCCACCAGAAGGGCACCGAGCAGGGAGGGGAGGACGGCAGUGAGGGCGUUGCUGUGUGGCCAUCAGUCGGUCCAAAGUCCGCCGCCCGCACGUGUUCGUCGAGGUGUCGCCGCUUGAAGUCGCGCACAAACGGGUUGUGCGCUGGGCUGGCGGGUGCCUCGGGCGAGGGGCCCUCCAGCACCGACUGCAGCUUCUUGUCAUUGCUGAUGGAUGGAUGUGCACACACAUCAAUCACAACAUCAGCAGAGGAGAGGUGAUCGAUCCAAUGCGUGUGUGUGUGUGUGUGUGUCUGUGUACGCCUCACUCACCUGAGCAGCAUCAGCCCCGAGGCGGCUGGUCCGAGUCUGCACACGGGGUGGACGUGGAGGAAGGGCGAGGGGAGGAGGUCGCGGAUGGAGGGCCGCCGCAUGAAGUCGACGUUGUGGCAGACGUAGCCCUGGGGCUUGUGCAGGAUGAAAGUCACGUUCCGCAGCAUGUCGAGAGGGUACCCCUGCAGGCUGAUGGCGUCCUACAUCAACCACACCACACCACACCGCGGUCAGCAUACAGACAGUCAGGUCUACAACACAUAUGAAGAUGUGUCUGUCUGGGAUCUCCUCACCUUCUCGUCGUCUAUCCAUUUGUUCUGGUACACAAUGCUGCAGCGCAAAAGCACACGAAGUGCCACACAGCGAGAUUGAUGCGUCAUGUCACUCUCUAGACGGCACCCACCCAGUGAGUGCCUACUUGCGAUUGACGGCGACUUUGCCCUUGUGCAGGAGGUAAGUGGCUUCCUCUCUGCCGCAGACGCCAGACUUGACCAGGACAGUCUCCAGCAGCCGAGCUGUGCGGAGGAUGGACGUCAGGUGCAUGGGCAGCCGGAAGGGAGCCUUGUCGGUGGGGAAACGGUGAAGUCGGGCUGCGGAUAACUCACAGCUAUGUUCUAUUCACUCGCACAAGGUUUUGU
Vitrella brassicaformis is the source of this 2480-nucleotide messenger RNA. The record is from the annotation of a GenBank genome assembly. Lineage: Eukaryota; Vitrellaceae.